CCCAUCCACAACCCUUGCUAGCCCGCCCGGCCCCGCCUAUUUUUCUUUUUUCCUCUUCCAAAGGGGGUUACACCCCCCACCCCCACCCCAUUUUCCUCUUCCCCCAGCCUCCGGGCCUAAACCAAUUACACUGCUUGGCAAACAAAGUGAGGGCCGGGUUUGGGGGAGGGGGCUUGAUGGGAGGGGGCGCAGGGGCGCGCGCGGCGGCGGCGCGGCUGGGCGGGAGGCGCGGGCUGCCGGACUGGCGGGCGGCCGCCUCGCAGGUGCACCUCAGGCUUUGUAGGUGCGAGCGUCUUUGUGCUGCGGACAAAUGGGGAGAGGACGAGGAGGUGGGCACUCGAGCGACGUAAGAUCCACAUCAGCUCAACUGCACUCAUCUCGCAGAGGCCGCCCGCUCACUUCCCGCGGAGGCGCUCCCGGGCGCCGCGCUCCGCGGCCGCCACCUGCCCCCGCCCGCCGCGCCGCCGCGCACGCCGCGCCCCGCAGCGCCUGGCUUCCUCCUUGCUAGGGUGGCGUUGGGCCGGCGCGGGCGCUCGGGUGAUUGCCGCUGCUCGGCUCCCCGCCCCCAGCCCUGCGCCGCGCGGCUGCCCGUCGCUUUGCACAGGGCUGGAUGGUUGCAUCGAGCAGGGUGGCUCCAGGAUGUUAGGGACUGUGAAGAUGGAAGGGCAUGAGAGCAGCGACUGGAACAGCUACUACGCGGACACACAGGAGGCCUACUCCUCGGUCCCCGUUAGCAACAUGAACUCGGGUCUGAGCACCAUGAAUUCCAUGAACACCUACAUGACCAUGAAUACCAUGACCACGAGCGGCAACAUGACCCCGGCUUCAUUCAACAUGUCCUACGCAAACCCGGGUCUAGGUGCCGGCCUGAGCCCUGGAGCGGUGGCUGGCAUGCCGGGCGGCUCUGCGGGAGCCAUGAAUAGCAUGACGGCGGGCGUGACUGCCAUGGGGACGACGCUGAGCCCGGGCGGCAUGGGAGCCAUGGGCGCACAACCGGCGGCCUCCAUGAACGGCCUGGGCCCCUACGCUGCCGCUAUGAACCCAUGCAUGAGCCCCAUGGCGUACGCGCCGUCCAACCUGGGCCGUAGCCGGGCUGGUGGUGGCGGUGACACCAAGACGUUCAAGCGCAGCUACCCUCACGCCAAGCCACCCUACUCGUACAUUUCGCUAAUCACCAUGGCCAUUCAGCAGGCGCCCAGCAAGAUGCUCACACUGAGCGAGAUCUACCAGUGGAUCAUGGACCUCUUCCCCUAUUACCGGCAGAACCAGCAGCGCUGGCAGAACUCCAUCCGCCACUCGCUCUCCUUCAACGACUGCUUCGUCAAAGUGGCCCGCUCCCCGGACAAGCCCGGCAAGGGCUCUUACUGGACGCUGCACCCGGACUCGGGCAACAUGUUCGAGAACGGCUGUUACCUGCGCCGCCAGAAGCGCUUCAAGUGCGAGAAGCAGCCAGGGACCGGGGGCGGGAGCGGGAGUGGCGGCGGCGCCAAGGGCGGCCCUGAGAGCCGCAAGGACCCCUCGAGCGCUGCCAACCCCAGUGCUGACUCGCCCCUUCAUCGGGGCGUGCACGGUAAGGCUGGCCAGCUAGAGGGCGCGCCGGCCUCCGGGCCCGCCGCCAGCCCCCAGACUCUGGACCACAGCGGGGCGGCGACGACAGGGGGCGCCUCAGAGUUGAAGACUCCAGCCUCCUCGGCUGCACCUCCGAUCAGCUCCGGGCCUGGGGCACUGGUGUCUGUGCCCCCCUCCCACCCGGCGCAUGGCCUGGCACCCCACGAGUCCCAGCUGCACCUGAAAGGGGACCCUCACUACUCCUUCAACCAUCCCUUCUCCAUUAACAACCUCAUGUCCUCCUCUGAGCAGCAACACAAGCUGGACUUCAAGGCAUAUGAGCAGGCACUACAGUACUCGCCAUAUGGCACCCCAUUGCCCGCCAGUCUGCCCCUAGGCAGCGCCUCGGUGGCCACCAGGAGCCCCAUUGAGCCCUCAGCCCUGGAGCCGGCCUACUACCAAGGUGUGUAUUCCAGACCCGUUCUAAACACUUCUUAGCUCCCUGGGACUGGGGGUUUGUCUGGCAUGGCCAUGCUGGUAGCAGGAGAGAGAGAAAGAGAGAGAAAUCAACAGCAAACAAAACCACACAUACCAAGCCGACAACAGCAGUAAUAAAACCCCAACUAUUUUUAUUUUUGUGCAUAAUCUUUACCCCAGUGCAGAAGACUGUUACUUUGUUAUUGUUGUUCAAAACGCCUUGUGUAUAUUACAAAGAAAACCAGUCCCAAACCAACACAAAUUUUUCCUGAAAAGUUUAAUGAUCCACAAGUGUAUAUAUAAAAUCCUCCUACUUCCUUGUCCCUCUCCCUGUCUUCCCUCUUCCCCCUGCAGACGUGUUCUAGUCUGUGCAGGGUAUAUUUAAAAAAGAAAGAAAGAAAAAGAAGGAAGAACGGAAGGAAGGAAGGAAGUCAACCUUGUAAAAUAUUUGUUUGUGCUUUUUUUCCCUCCCCUCCCUCCAACUUACACACUUUCAGGAGUUUACAGGUCUAUGGCAAUACUCUUAACCAUAAGAACUGAAAGGGUGAAGAAACAAAUAGACCCUAGGGCUAUUAAACGUAUUGAAGGACAAUGCUGCUGUUCUGCAGCAAAACACAAACAGAUUAUAAACAUCAGAGCCAUUCAUUUCAGGUACAUUCAGAUAGCAGAUGUCUUAAAAAUAAAUACAUAUACAUCAUAUAUGAACUUAUUUAUGCACACGCUCAGAUAGGUAGACAUCCUCCAUAUAUUCACAUAACAUAUAGAGGUAAUAGGUAGGUGAUAUACAUGUUCUUGAAAGAGUUGCCUGACCAGGAAGUUACAAUGAUACCCCUUCCCCUCCUCUCCACCCAUUUGUAGCCCUGGAAAUUCAUUCCUAAAGAAUUGCCCUCCUCAAUAACUCUGCUCCUUGCUUGCAGAGUGCCAUGGUCAAGUCAUUCUGAGGUCACAUAACAUGUAUAAAAUUAGCUUCUAUGUAUCUAUACCAUUUAAAGGAUAUUUUUUCCAGAAAAAAAAAGGAAUAUUACAAUGUUGGAGGAGAGAUAAGUUAUAGGGAGUUGUAUUUCAACAUCUGGUCCAAGAUUCCAAAAUCCAAUUGAUUGUGGACAUUUUAAUUAUUGCCAUCGUGUGCUUGUUUCAUUCAGUGUUAAUGCACUUUUCACAGUUGGACAUGGUGUUAGUAUAGCCAGACGGGUUUCAUUAUUAUUCCUCUUUGCUUUCUCAAUGUUAAUUUAUUGCAUGGUUUAUUCUUUUUUUCUUUACAGCUGAAGUUGCUUUAAAUGAUGGUUAAAGUUACAAAUUAAAAUGUUAAUUUUUAUCAAUGUGAUUGUAAUUAAAAUAUUUUGAUUUAAAUAAUGAAAAUGACAAAUUUUAAGCCGUGGAAUAUGUUCUUGAUCAUUUGCAGUU
Phacochoerus africanus (Common warthog) is the source of this 3429-nucleotide messenger RNA. RefSeq names its product forkhead box A1 (gene FOXA1). Gene Ontology annotation, biological process: cell differentiation; anatomical structure morphogenesis; regulation of transcription by RNA polymerase II. Bases 640 to 2046 code for a protein of 468 amino acids. Gene Ontology annotation, molecular function: RNA polymerase II cis-regulatory region sequence-specific DNA binding; protein domain specific binding; DNA-binding transcription factor activity, RNA polymerase II-specific. The record is from RefSeq and is a predicted model, not a curated record. NCBI's taxonomy places the organism in Eukaryota, Metazoa, Chordata, Mammalia, Artiodactyla, Suidae. The transcript has 2 exons.